This is a messenger RNA of Temnothorax curvispinosus, 3542 nucleotides long. RefSeq lists its product as uncharacterized. Gene Ontology annotation, cellular component: ESCRT I complex. The record is from RefSeq and is a predicted model, not a curated record. The transcript is spliced from 4 exons. Gene Ontology annotation, biological process: protein transport to vacuole involved in ubiquitin-dependent protein catabolic process via the multivesicular body sorting pathway. Gene Ontology annotation, molecular function: protein-containing complex binding. Lineage: Eukaryota; Metazoa; Arthropoda; Insecta; Hymenoptera; Formicidae. The coding region runs from base 161 to 2710 and encodes 849 amino acids.
UCCGGCAACGAGCCAAACGAGGUGGAGGUGACAUGGCGGCGCCCAGCGCGCACAUGACACAUAACUCGGAGUCGGACGCUGUGAUGUAAGCAACACGAACGCGCGACUGUGCAAUUCCGUGCCGGCAGCAGGGUAUACAAAUGAGUCGAAUUUACUCGCGAUGUCCGAUUGCGACAGACCGAGCUGCAGUCUAAUUCCUCGCGGGGAUGUAUUACCGCGCGUCGUCAAACCGCGACACGUAAGAAGAUCCUUGAAUUUCGGCCAGUCGAUCCUCGAGCUCGGCGCCGUCGAGCGGCGGCGCCCGGCGCGGAACGGCGUCCUCGUGAUCGACGAGAAUGUCGCUCGCAUACCGUGCACCGAGAAGGGGGAUUACGUGCGCAAGUGGCUCGAGACUCACGAGAACGGCGAGCGCAAUGAUCCGUCCCAGUUGUCCCCCGUUCUGGGGACUACUGCGUCGGCGACCACCACGGCCUCCCGGAGAUCGCCGAUACUCAGCAAAGGUAGGAAGCGACCUAGGGGAAAGAUCGGUGUAAAUAGAAACGCCACGGCGAGAAGGCAGCCGGGCAAUGCGGACCGUCAGGAAGUCGCGGAGCACUCUGCGAACUGUAAGAAGCCACGUUGCGGAUGUAAGAAGAGCGCGAAGUAUGGGGAAUGUAACAGCGAGGGACAGCACACCCCACCUGGUGCAGAGAAGACCGCUGACGAGUCGUCUCCUGUCCUCGGUACCACGUCGCAUCGCGUUUUCAAGAAGAGGAAAAAAAAAUUGCAGUAUGAACCAGAGAACGGUGUUUCUCCCAGAUGUUCAAAGUCACAUGACAACUGUAAAAUCACAGGUAUAAAUGUAAAAUCAACGACGGAACCUGACGGUAAGCGGAACAAUCUGUCUGCGGUUCAAGAUAAGUUGGGGAAAAAUUUGGACGCCAAAGCAUUGGUCUUCUCGACCGAGGUAAGGGAAAGUCCAGAGAAAUAUCAGGGAUGUAUAGAGACAUUUUCAUCACCGAUACAGGAGAGAUUGAGUUUCGCUGACAGUUCAAGUAGUAAUAAAACUGAUAAAGGUAAUACAAAGAUAGAAACAGGUACGAGCAACGGCAGCGAGGAUGAGGAAUGUGAUGAACUUACGAGCGCGUCCAGCAAUAGCGACAAAUUGAGUAACUUCAUAGAGGAAACCGAUACGCAGGCGGAUAAAAAUUUGAUCCCUUCAGGACAGCCGUUUACAUCCUUGCAGUUGAUUACCGACGACUCGAAUGAAACUUAUUGUUCGGAGGCAGAAAUGAUGCGGGAUCGAAGUACACAUCUGUCCGCGAUGAUCUCCGAGGUGACGUCUGUGAAUAAAACCACGCAGAAGACGGCCAGCAAGUCGGCGACCCAACAAACCGAUGCCAUUAUCAGCACGAUAACAACCCCGUCGAAAAAGUCACCGGAUAAGAGUAUGCACGCGCGUCUCUUGGACUCCGGGAAGAAACGCCGCAAGCCCAAAAAAGGAAGCAUGGUCGCGAGACUACAGUCACUGAUCAACGCGCAGGUAUCCGGCAUUCGUAUAUGGCGUCAUCGAAUGAACAAGGAACUCGACGCCACGUCAGCGCGGUACAUCAGCGUACUCGUGCGCGAUUCUACAAAGCAGUUCGGCAACCAGUUUCUGGAAGGCGUCUUGAUCGAGGAUCGCUACAAUCUCCUGCAGACCGACACAGAGGUCGAACAGCCGGAAGAAGAGGAUAAUGCGACUCAAGUCCGACCGAAGAAAGUCUUGUACGGGAAUAUAACGAUAAUGCUAGUCUGUGAUAUAAUUGGUAGAUUGAAAAUGAUAUCGCGAGUUGUGAUAAACGUUUAUCCACCAUGGAACAUCUUGGACAAGGACGAUCUUACCUUAGAAGUGAUGUACAUAAGUAUAAGUGACAAUCGCGAAAUACCCGAUGUUGAGAACGCUGGGAAAUCGCGUGAGCGCAAAAAACGAAUUCUCAAAGAGUUCAACUGUCCCUGUAUAGAAGAACAGAGAGAAUUGCCGUUCUGCGCGAUGAAGUCUGGCAGUGAUAAGCCCGACGUGAUGCGACAAAUAUUUAAUUUUUUUAGAACGAUGUCGAUUACUCAGGACCGUCCCGAAUUAUACGAAGAAGUUAAGCUCUAUAAAAAUGCCCGGGAGAGAGAGAAGCACGACAAUCAGGCGGAUCUGUACGCCGUGGUAAACACAUUGCAGCAUUUGGAAAAGGCUUACAUCAGAGACUGCGUCACGCCAAAGGAAUAUACAGCGGCGUGCAGCAAACUGUUAGUGCAAUAUAGAGCUGCGUUUAAACAGGUACAAAGCGAUCAAUUUCCAACAAUCGACUCCUUCACCAGAGCGUUCCGCUUAGAUUGUCCCGCUGCCCUCGAGAGAAUCAAGGAGGACAGGCCAAUCACGAUAAAAGACGACAAAGGCAACACUUCCAAGUGCAUCGCCGACAUUGUUUCGCUGUUUAUCACACUCAUGGACAAGUUACGACUGGAGAUCAAAGCCAUGGAUCAACUGCACCCCGAUCUAAGGGAUCUCAUGGACACCAUGAAUCGCCUCAGUAUACUACCCAGUGAUUUUGACGGUAAAGAGAAAGUUGCGGAAUGGUUGCAGACCCUCGACAAUAUGUCCGCCUCGGACGAAUUAUCGGACACUCAAGUCAGACAAUUGAUAUUCGAUUUAGAGACAUCCUACAAUGCUUUUAAUAAAGUACUUCAUAACUCCUAAUUCUUUUUAUUUUCUGCCGGAUCGAGUUAAUCUGAUAUAAUCUACGAUAUGAGCCUUGAUGUAUAUAUCAUUAUAUAAUGCUGCUUGAACAGAAUUAUUAUUAAUGUAAAAAUAUAAAAUUAAUAGUAUGAUUAUUUGUACAUAUUGUUACUGCUAAUUAAUUUUACCGCAAGAUGUCGAUUGAAGAAUUCUUUGAAGCUUCUUCUAUUAUAGAUAGAAUUGAAUUAGUUUAUUCAAUUGCGACGUUUGUAGUAAUUGCAAUUAUACUUUUAUUUUGGUAAGCAACAAUUUGCCACAUCACGUCACUUUGCAUUGUUCCUUGAAUCACGUGUGAGACUCGCAGUAUUUAAGAUGAAUACAUUUUAUUGGUAAAUGAAACUAUUAUAGCGAAUUCGGUUGGACGCACUAGUGCGCACUCAUUGCGCAUUGGUGCACAUUAAAGCCGUCGUACACAAAGCAACGUGUAAAGCGUGUUUAAUAUAAACGUGUUAAAUCACGAAAUCCCCUCAAUAUUCUUUAUUGUGCUAUUUGGUAAAAUAUGUAUUGGGCAUUUUAUCAGUCAAGAUAUUUGCAUUUUGCUUUAAAGAUUAAAUCAGUGUACAACGGCUUUUUAAUAUGCACCAGCGCGCACUAGUGCGUCCAACCGAAUUCGCUAUUACUGCUGUUAGAUAUACGUAUAUGUAUACAUAGGAAUAUAUAUAUAUAUACACAGAUAUGUAUAGGUGCGCAAAACAAACUAUUUUAUAUGCGAUUCUUUGUAAACGCCGACAACUGAAUUACUGCUGCUUGUAUAUUAUCGAUUAAGCCAAUAAAAACGCGUGCAGUUUUAAUA